GGUAUCCGCCCACUUCGGCUCACCGGCGGCUAUUUCUCCUCCUGUUAGCACUGCAAGCUGCUGAAUUUCAUUCUAUUCUAUUCUAUUCUAUUCUAUUGUCUCUGUUCGCCAUAUCACUGCUAUUCUCCACCUGUGUGUGAGUCGUUGUGAAGGAGGCGAUGAAAAAUUAUCUGAAGCAAAUGUGAAAGUGAAACUAUAUUCAAGUUCAACAGUGAGAGAGAACUUCAGGGUUUCCUGUCAACAAGAUGGAGACCAUGUCAGCUGAUGAGCAGUUCUUCAUGGAGUAUCGGCUUCUGGAGAUUUAUCAUAAAAGGAAGUCAAGAUCAAGCACAAAGUCCAAAUACACAAUCGUCAGUCCAGGUCCAGCCCUGCAGUCAAGACAACCCUUUAGGGCAGCUAAAAUCAAUGAUGGCCAUCCAGUCCUGUUUUCUGCAAAGACUGAUGCAUUUGAUCAAGUGGCUGCUAAGCUGACUGACAUUGUAGACAGUGUACCUCCUACUCAGGAUCAAGUUGAAACAGACAGUGGAUCAGGCGUCAUCCAGCGGCUUGUAGAGUUAUUGAAAGAAUAUGGGGACCAAGUGAACGAAAAGAUUCAGAAUGAUGAACAACUUUUAAGACAUCUCCAAGGCUCCUUCUCCUACAACCUGUUUGAAAAACUGGCCUCAGCCUUCAUUCAAAGCAUAGUGCCCCAAGGCAAGGCAGAAGAAAGGCAGAGAGAAGAGGUUGAUCAGAAAAUAAAAAUCGCUUGGACCUUUGAGAUGACCAGCAGGCUGAGUACUUUGGACCUGCAGCCUAUGAACAGAGCAAUGGGAUUUGGAGCCAAGUAUGUGCACCAACAUUUUGCACCAUGGAUUCAGCAACAUGGUGGCUGGGAGAAUGCUUUUAAAAUUCAUGAUGAUGAUGAGGUGCAGUGAAAAGACACUGGCUCCUUUUUCCAACAAAGAAGUAUCAGUUCGCCCACACCCAUCCCCUGAAUAAACAACUUUGUGAUAUCCAAAUGAAAGAUCCCUGGGGGUUUUUCUGACAACCUUUGAAUUUCACAGAAAUAUAAGAAUGGUUUGCCUUACUUUUGUUUGUAUGUCUCAUCUCAUCUCAUCUCAUCAUCUCUAGCUGCUUUAUCCUUCUACAGGGUCGCAGGCAAGCUGGAGCCUAUCCCAGCUGACUACGGGCGAAAGGCAGGGUACACCCUCAACAAGUCGCCAGGUCAUCACAGGGCCGACACAUAGACACAGACAACCAUUCACACUCACAUUCACACCUACGGUCAAUUUAGAGUCACCAGUUAACCUAACCUGCAUGUCUUUGGA
This is a messenger RNA of Neoarius graeffei (lesser salmon catfish), 1307 nucleotides long. Its product is annotated as apoptosis facilitator Bcl-2-like protein 14. The record is from RefSeq and is a predicted model, not a curated record. Gene Ontology annotation, biological process: regulation of apoptotic process. NCBI's taxonomy places the organism in Eukaryota, Metazoa, Chordata, Actinopteri, Siluriformes, Ariidae. The transcript has 6 exons. The coding region runs from base 246 to 914 and encodes 222 amino acids.